CAAGCUGUGUGAAGAAGCAGGGUGUGUGGUGGAGGAUCCACCAUGAAGCACCUGUCUAUCUCUAAAUGGCUAAGGCAGCUUGGUCUACCACAGUACUGCUCGCUGUUUGAUGAGGAAUAUGAUGGAGUGGAGGACCUGUUGCACUUAACAGAGAUGGACUUGCUGGAGCUGGGGGUUUACAGUCGGCUCCAUCGCAUCCACAUUCUCUCAAGCAUCCAGGUUUUGCAGGAGAGGGAGACCAAAAGAGAACUGAAAAUGAUGGCCGAAGGGAAGUUUGCCAGCCUUCCCAGGAACCUGCAUGUGGGCCGCCAGUGCACUUUGGCCUCCUCCAUGGACCUGCUGAGCUCUGGCAUGACAGAAGUGCCUUCUACCAGCUACCAGGGAAUCUCUAUUCAUGGCACUCUGCCUCGAAAUAAGAAAGGAGGAGCUGCUGGUCAUUCUAGGAAAUGGGAGAUGUGCGGGUCACUGCAACACCCCAUGCGUAGCCGCCUGCCCUCUUCACCACUCAUUCACAACAUCAUAGAGGAGAACCAGCCUUUUCAAACAUGGAGGGAGGACUACACGGUGCCCAGGGACGCUGUUGGCAUGGAUCCCACCAUGGAUUAUGUCAAGUUCUCCAGGGACAAGCAUAUCAUUGAUGGAACUCAGGAGAAGAUCCGCAGGGAGCUGGAGGAAGAGCUGAAACAGUCUGGCGAGGAGCCGCGCAGCCACGCGUGGUACCAUGGCGCCAUUCCAAGACAGGUGGCUGAGAACCUGGUCCAGCGUGACGGUGACUUCCUGAUCCGUGACUCGCUGUCGAGUCCAGGAAACUACGUCCUGACGUGCCAGUGGAAAAACAGCCCUCAGCACUUCAAAAUAAACAAAAGAGUGGUGGUAAUGAAUGAAGCCUACUCGCGAGUGCAGUACCUGUUUGAAAAGGACGGCUUUGACAGCGUCCCCGCCCUAGUCAGAUACUAUGUGGGUAACCGUGAGCCUGUGUCCGAGGUCGUGGGUGCCAUCAUUUUCCAGCCCAUCAACAGAACACUGCCACUAAGGUCAUUGGAGGAGAAGUAUGGAGUCGGAUCCGUCCAUGCGGAAUCGGCCAACAAAGAGAAGAAGAACCAAAGCACCAAACGACUGAGCUUGAAUAUCAUGAAUGGACACGUCCCAGAUCACACCCUUAGCCGUGGAAACCUUUUAAGCAACAGAGAGAAGUGCGGUAGCCAGCCAGCUUGUCUAAACCACGUUCAGGAGAGGAGACGGCCGUUGAAGACCCAUCAGUCUGAGAGUUUCCUUCCACUCGGAUCAAGGCAUCAGGCCCAGACGCACCAUAUGGAGGCCCAGUCAUGCCCAAAGUCUCCUGUAUUCAGGACAGGCAGUGAGCCAGCCCUCAGCCCUACGGUCCCGCGCAAGAUGGGCUUUGAGACACAAGCAGGCGAGGCUAUCUGUGGAUCUGAUAGUCAGCUUUGCCCCAAACCACCCCCAAAACCCAGCAAAGUACCCUCCACGAGGCAUCCUCACUCACCGUUCGGAGCUCCGGUACCUCCAGUGAAGCCACAGAAACAGUGGUCUUCUACCCCACAGCAGGCAGUCAGCCCAGUUAGCCCUGGCGUGAGCUACUGUGAGCUUAGUCCAUGUAGUCCUGCUGAGUGGGAAAGGAUUAGCGCCGCUAACGGUUAUGUGGAUAGGCUGAAAGUGGAGGAGAAAAGACUCAGCAAUGUGAGCACAAAACUGGAUCGCAGCUCUUAUCAUCAUGCCAUCGAAGCCCUGCAGGACAGCAGCGAGGAGGAACACAAAGAGCAGGAAGAAGAGGAGAGACAAGUCCGACCCUCUGUUGCAAAAAAGGCUAGAGGUUUCCGGAGGCCUGUGUUUGAGAUGCUAUCGGCAUUCAGGCCAGGGGAGGUCGAGUUCAGAUUACUGCCGCAAGAGAAUAAGCCACUGGAAAUGUCUGUGCUGAAGAGAGCCAAAGAACUGCUGGUCAGUCAGGAUCCCAAAACUAUCGCCAAGCACAUCCUGCAGGCUGACUGUGAGGUUGCCCGGAUUCUAAAUGUCUCAGACGAAACGAAAUGUCAGAUGGGCGUGACCUCCGGCCUGGAGCUGGUAACCUUACCACAUGGGAGGCAACUCCGUCAGGACCUCAUGGAAAGGCAUAACACCAUGGCAAUCGGUGUGGCUGUGGACAUCCUGGGCUGUACAGGGAGUCUUGAGGAGAGAUCAGCUACUCUAAAUCGAAUCAUUCUCGUUGCCCAGGAGCUCAAAGACUCCAUGGGAGACCUUUAUGCCUUCUCAUCCAUCAUGAAAGCACUGGACAUGCCUCAGGUCACGAGACUGGAUCAUACCUGGACUGACUUGCGCAGGAAUUACACAAAAACUGCCAUCCUUUACGAGAAAUCUCUCAAACCGUUCUACAAAGGCCUGUAUGACGGGAGUGCAGAGAUUCCACUGAGCAGUGCCACUGUGCCGCUGUUGAUGCCUCUGCUUAUCCUGAUGGAAAGACCAGCAGUUGCAUUUGAGGGCAUGGAGAUCUGGGAAAGCAACGACCAAGGCUGUGAGAUUAUGCUGCGCCACCUGGAGGAGGCCCGCGCCGUUGCACGCAAUGCAGACACCUACUCGUAUAAUGCAAAGCGAGUCCUACAAGACUUCUGUCCUGAUGGUGAAAUGUUGGAGAUCCUAAAGACAGACUUCCAGUUACGCCUACUCUGGGGCAGCAGAGGAGCAGGGGUAAACCAGACAGAACGGCACGACAAGUUCAAACUUAUCUUGACGGCACUGUCCAGAAAACUAGAGCCUCCGGUUAAACACACAGAACUCUGAGAGGAAAAGGAGGCGCAGAUCACUUCAAAGCACCAUGUGGAAAUACUCGAAGUGCAGAACACACAUGGGGCAAUAAAACUGCUGUGAAGAACGGGUGCUUUUUACAAGUGCUUUGGUGCAAAGUAUCUCCCUUAAGAGACUAUCGACACACACCGUGGAAUAAUCAAACUAAUACAAGAUGGUAUUUUUCUUCUCUAUGGACAGUAUCAUGUGUAUAGUGUCCCAAAGAGACAAAGGUACAGCAAGAGAAGAAAAGGAUUCAUUCAUCUAACAUAAGAAGUGAUUAUACACUGAAAAUAAAAU
Molecule: messenger RNA, 3096 nt
Organism: Clarias gariepinus (North African catfish)
Lineage: Eukaryota; Metazoa; Chordata; Actinopteri; Siluriformes; Clariidae
Gene: bcar3
Product: BCAR3 adaptor protein, NSP family member
Exons: 13
Coding region: 43-2793 (916 amino acids)
Biological process (GO): small GTPase-mediated signal transduction; positive regulation of peptidyl-serine phosphorylation
Molecular function (GO): guanyl-nucleotide exchange factor activity; phosphotyrosine residue binding
Source: RefSeq, a predicted model, not a curated record